Molecule: messenger RNA, 1629 nt
Organism: Chroicocephalus ridibundus (black-headed gull)
Lineage: Eukaryota; Metazoa; Chordata; Aves; Charadriiformes; Laridae
Exons: 2
Coding region: 405-1538 (377 amino acids)
Biological process (GO): DNA integration; DNA recombination
Molecular function (GO): DNA binding
Source: RefSeq, a predicted model, not a curated record
UUUGGCUGCCCGGGCCUAAAUGGCCCAUUAUCGCCUUCGCUGCGCUGCAACUGAGGAGGUGCCGGCGGGGACAGAGGGUGCGCCCCCGGGUGCGCCUCCGCUGCGUGACUCAUACGGGAGAACAAUGGGUUGAUAACGGCAAGCGCUCCUCUCUCCUUUUAGCCUUAUCAGUAAACCUGUCCGUAUUUCAGGUUUCAGCAGAAAAAAGCAUGGGAAACACCCAUACAUUUCACGCCCUCCAGCCCUCAGGCCGGGCCCGGCUCCUCGCCCCUCGCUAUCGGCCGCUCGGAGCAACCAAUCGGAGGAGGGCGUUGCGAGCCGCCCCGCCACUAUAACAGGGCCCGUGGGGGGCUGUUGUGACAGUUGCCGUGCUGUGUGGCGGGCGGAGCGUUGGUCCUCCGGCCAUGUCCCGCAGCGCUCUGGCCGGGCCCGCCGUCGCGCCCUUCUGGGAGAUGCUGUCGUUGCUGGCCCGGGAGCCGGGGAUGGAGUGGCUGGAGCUGGGCCUCGCUGGGCAAGCAGCCACCUUCCCGCGUGGCAGCCGAGGAGCAGCGUGUCGGACCCAGGCGGUGGCGCAUCCCGGCGCCUCCCGGCGGUGCGGGGAGCGCGGCGCGGGGGUGCCUGGACAGGAGUUUAGUUGUCCUCGGAAACAUUCUUUGGGACCUUGGCCUCUGAAGACUUUGUCGUUGUUGGAGUGCUCGGGGGAUAGUAGGCUUUGGCAAGCCUACCUCGAAGGACUGAAGAAAUUCCUUGUCUUUAGGAAAAGCAUGGGGAUGCCUGCAGCCUGGCCAAUUCCAGAGGAGCAAGUUAGAGGGUUCUUGGCCAUGGAAUCUCUUAAUUCAUCCUCAAAGACACUGGUGUAUGUGUCAGCACUUUCUUAUUUAUCAAAAUUGACUGGUAACCCCGAUCCUCUGGUAGAUCCUAUAACCCAUUGCAUGAUGAUAGGAUUGAAACGUCGAGCAGGCAUCCUGCGGGAUAAAUACUUGCCUAUAACAAUUGAGGUCUUGCGAUCUCUCUUAGGAGCUCUGGAGUCUGUAUGCGUAACUCAUUAUGAAUGCUUACUGUUCCGUGCAUUAUUUACUGUAGCUUUUUUUGGGGCACUUCGAAUAGGAGAGAUGGUGGCAAAGCACCAUGAUGUACAGCAGCCUGAGCUGCUGUACCUGAGUGACCUCCAGCUGACGGAGAGGAGAGUGGCGAUUUGUCUGCAUAACUCUUCUGUGGGUCAGGAGAGACAUGUCAUCAGCCUUGGGCUGUCUGGAGAGCCGUGGGUGUGCCCUGUUCUGGCGCUCCGGAGCUAUGUGACAGUUCGUUCGCCGCUGGAAGGGCCACUCUUCAUGCACUCAGAUGAUAGGACCGUAACAAAGAGGGAGUUCCUGACUGUUCUCCGAUGGGCCCUGCGGCUGCUGGGGCUGUGCCCGGAGCAGUAUGGCGUGCAUUCCUUCCGUCUGGGGACUGCCAUCACUGCUGCACGCUGCGGUUAUGCUGGGGAAGACAUCACUCGCCUGGCAAGAUGGCCCUGUGUGAUCCCAGAGAGAUCAUAGCCAUGGAGACCAACAGGGAAAGAAGAAGCUAAUGAAUUACCUUCUUUCUGUAGAGUUGGCUUUUAACUGUAUAGUUUCUAGUCUUUGGCAG